UACAGCGGGGCGUGUCUGGCCAGGAAAGGUCGUGGUACUGUCUAUCGUACCUAAUAACGACGAUGGGGACCUAAAAAUGUAAGGUAAAAUAUCCAUAAAACGUUCCUGAAAGGAUUUGCUGUGGUAUUUUCUCGUCUAAAUUGUAUAAUUUGAAGUUUAAAGUGAAGACAGGGUGUACUGACCUAUUUACUUUUUACUUAUUUGAGCGCAGUCGCCAAUUUAGUGGAGAAUGUCACUGCGGGUUGCACAGGAGCUCAUGAGGCGGUCUCUACGGAGCUGCAUCUAUACGGUCAAACAUUGCAGCUCUACGGUGACAGAUUCAGACAUGAACUCAUCGUGUUCCUCCAAGCAACAGUUGGUUCACAUUUAUGGCACAAGGCAAAUCCAACCGUGGCGGGUUACCACUUGCAACAGUUCAGUGAGGUACCACUCGCAGGAUUCCAGUUUAGGACCAGAGAAAACGGAGCUAGUAUAUACUGCAGUGGCGGGCUCUUUAGUUCUGGAAGAAGUCCAGUCCCCCUCGGGCCAGAAACAGUGGCGAUCCCCUUUUUUUGAGCACCUGCAGCUUUGUGGCUCCCCAUCAGAUGUGCUUGAUCUCAGCCAACAAUAUAAACCCUCUCCUCGACAUAUUAGCAAAUGCUUAACACACAUGUGGGGCAGCAUCAAGAAUAUGUCUGAUGUGCAGCGGCGAUGUGAGCUGCAGCUGAUGUUUGAGCAUCCCGAAUUUGACCAGCUCCUGCAAGUUGCCAUGACUGCUGUAGGCUCCAUGUGGAAUGAAGACUUGGCUUACUGUCUCCUGGCUAUGGUGAAUCUGGGCGUGCCCCAACGAAGCCGUGUGGUCCAAAUGUACCUCCGUGCCUGCCAGGAGAUGUUGAAUGACUUUGAUGAGAAGAGUCUGUCCAUUUUGGCCUCCUGUCUGGAACAGAUGAAGAACAUGCCAAAUGUGCCAAAUGUUGAUGCACUGAAACAAGGCUUGAGGUUGGUUGUUGAGGGACGUCUUCCCAGGAUUAAGAAUGUUUUGGGGCUUCAGACCGCGAUGCGUCUCUUGGGUAAAGAUAUGUCGCUUGAAGUCAAAUGGAAACUUGAGCAAAAAGCCUUAUCAAUGACAGAGCAGUUCACCCUACCCAACACACAGUACAUGAUCUCCACCAUGGCCAUGAUGGGCUUCUAUUCCAAAUCCCUGCUGGAUAUCUGCAGUCAGAGAAUUACAGAAAACCUCCAUGAAAUCCCAUUUAACAGACUAUUAGCAGUGUUGCUGUCGUGUCGGGAGCUGAACUACAAAAAUUUCACCCUGCUUACAAGCAUCUGUGACUACCUUGCCUCCACCUUAGACAUAUGGACUCAAAAGGAGGUAGUCCUUCUCUUGUCCGUAUUCGAGAGCCUUGCCUUUUGUCCUGCAGCAUUGAUGGGGGAUUUUUCAAAAAAAAUCAUCGCCAAUCCAGGCACUCUGUCACUUAAAGACCUUCUCUGUGUCCUUAAAGUGUACUCGUCGCUCAACUAUUGCCUGCAGCAUGACAGAGAACAGUUUCUGCAGAGUCUCAGCCAGUCUCUGAAUUUCUACCUGCCCAGGAUGUCUGAAUAUGAACUAUUAAAGGCAUGUUAUUGUAUGUGCCUUCUUGGUCACUUCCCAUCCAUGCCACUGGAGAAACUCCUACAGGGUUCUACCCUGGAGGUGCUGAGUAGCCGAGUGAAGUAUCCCAGGAAACAGGAGCAAAUGUUUCAGACAGUGCACCUGUGCCUCCACCUUGACCAGCAUUUUCUCCCUCGGCCAUUGAGUGUCCCUGCACAUAUGCAGGGAGUAGUAAGAUGCAGUGCUCCGCCUGCCAAUCAGCGGUUCUUGCAACUCCUGCAAAGGACGUUGUCUGACCAAGCAGAUAUAGUGCUAGAGGAAAUGGUGGUGGUGGAGAACCUAUACUUCAUAGAUGCUGUGAUAAGCAAAUUCGUGGCAAAACAACCCUCAAGUGAAGAAACGCAAGCACAAAAAUGGGCAGUUCUUUGUCUGGCUCCUUCUGCUUUCUGCUUUGGUACAUCUCAACUGCGAGGUCCACUGGCUGUCAAGCUUCGCCAUCUCAAGAUUUUAGGAUAUCAUCCAAUUAUGAUAACACAACAGGAUUUGAGGUCUGAAGAGAGGCAGCACAACUCCUCACAGCACAAAUUUUUCUGGAAAGGCCAGCCCCAGGCAUGACAAUCAGUAUCUGAUAAUCUUUGUUGUUAUUAUAAAGGUUGAUGAUCAGAUGAUCUGCGAAUAUGCUACCAGGUGUAGGUUAUCCUGUUGCAAAUGUUGUACUACUUAUUCAAACAAAAUCAAAUGUACCCAAAGGUGAGAUAUUUAGCUGUCGAUUAAAAUUGUAUGAGGUUAUUAGAAUUUUUUUCACAAUUUCUCCCAUAAAUUUUAAUUAUUUAAUUUAUCAAAUAUGUGCUAUAUGCUGAUCGUUUUUCUGCUUGCAAUUAGUGCUAGUUCGCAUGGUUUGCACAGUUUGUUGUGCAAACAUUUAGUCAACUGUUUCGAGCAGCUACAUUUGCAGAAACCUAAGGAAGAGGAAACCUGCGGUACAGACAGGAAACUGUUCAGUUGCAUUGUUUUAUCCAGAUUUUGUUUUAUUAGUACUCUUUACAUAUUGAGAUCGUCCUUCGUUCUUUGAAAACAAACUGCUGCUUCAAUUGCAGAAG
Messenger RNA from Syngnathoides biaculeatus (alligator pipefish), 2670 nucleotides. RefSeq names its product FAST kinase domains 2 (gene fastkd2). The transcript is spliced from 11 exons. Gene Ontology annotation, molecular function: RNA binding. The record is from RefSeq and is a predicted model, not a curated record. The coding region runs from base 230 to 2185 and encodes 651 amino acids. Gene Ontology annotation, cellular component: mitochondrial matrix; ribonucleoprotein granule. Gene Ontology annotation, biological process: mitochondrial RNA processing; regulation of mitochondrial mRNA stability. Lineage: Eukaryota; Metazoa; Chordata; Actinopteri; Syngnathiformes; Syngnathidae.